AUGGAAAACUACACGCGACCACUUUCUAAUUCUUUUGAGAAAAAUGUUUUACCGAAUUCCAUAAACUCUCCAGAAACGAUUCAUAGAGAAACAAUACAAGAAUGGCACGAGAUAUUAAGUGAAUUUAUAAUCAAAGUCGGUCUAGUAGAAACUAAUAGAGCAUUAGAAACUGAAAUGCUCGUAUUUCCUUCUGCAAAACGAAAACAAAUGUCAACACAUGUUGAGUGGCUUGUGCAAAAAUUAAGUGCUUGUAUGUCUAAUAUUGAAGCCGACUGCUCAUCAAACAUUUCAAAAAUUACGGGCAAGAGGAAAAUAGAAUGUGGUGGUGAUGACAAGCCUGCAAAGCGAAUUCAAAAAAUUGAUACACAACAAGUUCAAAUAAGGGCUACUCAUUCUGAGAUUGAACAAAGAAUUGAAGCCUUUAUGCAACAAAAAAAAUCGGAAAUUAACGAUAGUAAUCGUUCAGAAUUUCUAAGGAAAUCACACGAUCCCAAUGAUAACGAGGCAAUUCCGCUGAAUGUUUAUGAACGUUUACGAGUAUUAGAAGCGAAAAUUAUGCAGCUAGAGAUUGAUCAUCCGCCUUGGGCUGCAGUUCAUUUUAAUCAACCAAAUCUCCAGUAUGCAACGCCGCCACCAAUGACCAAUAUUAUACGUAACGAAAAUAAUGAAAUCGUUUUGUCAAUGACAAAUGAUUCGUCAAAAAAUUCACAAUCACCAAAUUCACUAAAUUUAUCGUCAACUGUCUCCAUUCAAUCUUCUCCAAAAAUCGACAUCAAAAAAUCCUCUUCCUCACAAAAGUUAAAACAGGUUUCUGAUACAAUUCAAUUGAAAGGACGUGCAAAUUCAUCACUUACGCGCUCAAUAAUUCAACAGUUGGAACAGGCAAAAAAGAUGAAGCAGCCAGAAAGUGUGUCAGAAAAAGAACGAGAAUUGGCUUCACAAUAUUCAUCAGAACAUAUAAAUAAUAUAUCGACGACGCCUUCGUCUACAAACCCUGCAAUGACGCCUCCAAUAAUAACUACAAAUGGAUCACAAAAUAUAGAAGCAUCUUCUAUAAAUAAAAAAAAUAUUCAAGAGACAUUACCAAGCGUUUUCAGCUCCAUGGAAAUUGCUUCAACUUCAAAUAAACAAAAUAACAAAUUAUCAAAAAUAAAUCCAGCAGACAAAGAAUCAGCAAUACAUCAAAUCAACUCUCAUACUAGCAAUAGCUUCUUGAAAACAAAUAAUGAGCUUCAAAGUAUGACAUCAUCCACUAUUAAUCUUUCACCAUAG
Messenger RNA from Ambispora gerdemannii, 1272 nucleotides. Lineage: Eukaryota; Fungi; Glomeromycota; Glomeromycetes; Archaeosporales; Ambisporaceae. The record is from the annotation of a GenBank genome assembly.